GUAUCUGUUGGAUUUGACAGUGGUGUUGCGUUUGUUGUAUCCACACUGUUGGUUUGUUAAAUCAGUUGAUUACGGUGAGAAGAACGAACAAGAUGUUUAAAUAGCGUUAAUAAAAUACGAGCGGAUGAAAGAAAAACAAGUGUUUCAAAUAUUUUUUUAAUAAUAUUGAAAUAAACAUAAUAUAUGCAUAAUUAUUAUUCAAAAAUAAAAAAAUAAUAAUAAAAAUCUAAACAGUGAAAAAAUGUCAAAUAAAAAUGUUUAUACUAGUGUUAAGACCGAGCCAGAUUUAGAGGCCGAAGAAGACGACAUCGCCUUGGCGAUGUCACCGACUAAUAGACAAAUAGCCAAGACACCAACACCACGCGAUAUCAGCGAAAAUCCCGAUGAACGUGAGACAUGGAGCGGCAAAGUCGAUUUCCUGCUAUCCGUUAUAGGAUUCGCUGUAGAUUUAGCAAACGUAUGGCGAUUUCCUUAUUUAUGCUACAAAAAUGGCGGUGGUGCCUUCCUUGUACCUUAUUGUAUAAUGUUACUAGUUGGUGGCAUACCGCUAUUUUAUAUGGAAUUAGCUUUAGGUCAACACAAUCGUAAAGGUGCCAUCACAUGCUGGGGACGUUUGGUGCCGUUAUUCAAAGGAAUUGGUUAUGCUGUGGUCUUAAUAGCAUUUUAUGUAGAUUUCUAUUAUAAUGUUAUUAUAGCCUGGUCAUUAAGAUUCUUUUUUGCAUCAUUUACAAAAUCAUUGCCAUGGACGUCAUGUUCAAACUAUUGGAAUACAGAAGAUUGUCGACCGUUUGAACAACAAGCUGGUGGACGUUCCUUAAUGGGAAAUAUGAGCGAUAUUUUUAUAAAUUCAACAAUUACCUCUGAAUCAAAUGUAACAUUUUCAAAUUUAACCACCACUUUAUCUACAACGCUGCCAUCCAGCGAGCGUUUUCAGUCCGCAGCUUCGGAAUAUUUUAAUCGUUAUAUUUUAGAAUUAGAUAAAAGUGAGGGUCUACAUGAUUUGGGCGCCAUUAAAUGGGAUAUGGCAGCUUGUUUAUUGGUAGUUUAUUUAAUCUGUUAUUUCUCCCUGUGGAAGGGCAUUAGUACCUCUGGCAAAGUGGUAUGGUUUACAGCUUUAUUUCCCUAUGCGGUUCUACUUAUAUUGCUGAUACGUGGUAUAACAUUGCCGGGAUCUGCGAUGGGUAUACAAUACUAUUUAAAUCCAAAUUUUGAUGCCAUUUAUAAGGCUGAGGUUUGGGUUGAUGCCGCCACUCAAGUGUUCUUCUCAUUGGGCCCUGGUUUUGGUGUACUACUAGCAUAUGCUUCUUAUAAUAAAUAUCAUAAUAAUGUUUAUAAAGAUGCUUUACUUACUAGUUGUAUUAAUUCGGCUACAAGUUUUGUAGCUGGUUUUGUGAUAUUCUCGGUUUUGGGUUAUAUGGCUCAUAAAUCGGGCCAAAACAUAGAAGACGUAGCUACUGAGGGUCCCGGCCUAGUGUUUGUUGUUUAUCCAGCUGCAAUUGCUACCAUGCCCGGCAGUACAUUUUGGGCUUUAAUAUUUUUUAUGAUGUUGCUGACCUUGGGUCUGGAUAGUUCAUUUGGCGGUUCUGAAGCCAUCAUUACUGCCUUGAGUGAUGAAUUCCCCAAGAUAGGACGGAAUCGAGAAAUCUUUGUAGCCGGUUUAUUUUCUCUAUACUUUGUAGUGGGUUUAGCUAGUUGUACCCAAGGGUUUUAUUUCUUUCAACUUUUGGAUCGUUAUGCGGCAGGUUAUUCCAUUUUAGUGGCAGUAUUCUUUGAGGCCAUAGCAGUGUCAUGGAUAUAUGGUACAAAUCGCUUCUGUGAAGACAUAAAAGACAUGAUUGGCUUUCGACCAGGCAAAUAUUGGCAAAUUUGUUGGCGUUAUGUAGCACCCAUAUUCUUGCUAUUCAUCAUAGUCUACGGCCUUAUAGGCUAUCAACCAUUGACCUAUGAAGAAUACGAAUAUCCCGGCUGGGCUAAUGCCUUGGGUUGGUGUAUAGCAGGCUCAUCGAUUAUAAUGAUACCAGCAGUGGCUAUUUUUAAAUUAUGCACUACACCCGGUACGUUGAGACAACGUUUGCGCAUACUCACCACACCCUGGCGAGAUCAACAGGUAUCGGUUAAUGGUGUAACAGCAGAUGCAACGCAAGUACGUUUAACCGAUACCAAAGAAGCUUCAGAAGUUUGAAAUCAACCAUUUGCUAGAUUUCAAGUAUAUUAUGUAUAGUAUAAUAAUUAAUAUAAAUGUAAUAUUUAAUAACUACAACUGUUUUAUGUUUAAACUUUAAAGCUCCUGAAAAAAAUUAGGCUUAAUACGGAUAAUUUUUAUGUUUAUAAAAGAAAAUUAAUGCUCAAGUGAAGAAACAUGCAUGCAAAACAAUGUUUAGGGAAUUAGUUUAUAAGUUUUGAAUGAAAAAAAAAACAUUUUGUACACUUAACUUGAAAAUUUAAACAACAAAUGCAACUUUCAUAUACAACGUACUUAGGUUUCUAAAGAAAAAAAAAACUAAAAUGAACCUUAAAAAAAUAUAUAAAAAGUUCUUGUAAUUAUUUUACAAAUUAUUAAGAAAUAUUAUAAACAAAAUACAUAAAAUGCUGUGUAGAUAAUAUUAGAGGGAAUUUAAGUAAAUUUAUUACCAAAAACAGAAAUAUUAAUAUAAUAUGUAUUUGUUAAAUUGCUUUGUUAGAAAAAUUAUUACAACAAAAAAAAAAAAGAAAUAUGUUUUGAAUAAUUUUACUGAA
Molecule: messenger RNA, 2736 nt
Organism: Lucilia sericata (common green bottle fly)
Lineage: Eukaryota; Metazoa; Arthropoda; Insecta; Diptera; Calliphoridae
Gene: DAT
Product: sodium-dependent dopamine transporter
Biological process (GO): sodium ion transmembrane transport; dopamine uptake involved in synaptic transmission
Cellular component (GO): neuron projection; neuronal cell body membrane; presynaptic membrane
Molecular function (GO): dopamine:sodium symporter activity
Source: RefSeq, a predicted model, not a curated record